CUAUCCUUCUCUCUCUUCUUCAUUCCAUGUGAGUAGUAAGAUGCUUUAGAAGGCAUCUGUGUACGGAUUACUAUCUUUAAGCUCCUUCGACGUUGUAUCCUCCUGGCCACCAUGGUGACAAGCAUGGCUCUCAACGAUCCCGAGGCCUACACCAUUGGCUGGAUCGCUACGCUGCCCACCGAACGGGCCGCUGCAGUCGCCAUGCUGGACGAGAAACACGCUGACCCAAAGGGCUUUAUGAGGCAUCCGAAAGACACCAACGUCUAUACCUGGGGCCGUAUGGGUGAGCACAACAUUGUGAUCGCCUCUCUUGCCGCUGGCAUUUAUGGAAUCACCUCGGCCGCUAUCACAGCCUCGAGCCUGUCUUCGUCACUCCCGUCCAUCAAAAUCGGUCUCCUGGUAGGAACCGGUGGGGGAAUCGCUCGGCCGGGCGGGAACCGUGACAUCCGACUCGGUGACGUGGCUGUUAGCCAGCCUGACGGAACCAUGGGCGGCGUCUGCCAGUACGACUUUAUCAAGGCGAGGCCCGGCAACCGUCGUGAGCGAAAGGGCUUUUUGGGAAUGCCUCCAACCGUCUUUCUUAAAGCCCUGGCAAGCAUUCAAGCAGACCACGAGAUCGAAGACUCGAAGGUUCCCCGAUUUCUGGAAGGCAUGCUGAAGAACAAUCCCAAGAUGGCAGAGAACUCAAAGUAUAAUCCUGGCUAUGUGCACCAGGGAUUCGACAGCGACCGACUUUUUGAUGCAUCGUACGAGCAUGUCCCUGGGCAAGAUUGCCAAAACUGUGAAGCAGCAAAAGAGAUCGAACGUGAACCACGAGACACGGCGGAUCCCGAGAUCCAUUACGGCAUUAUUGCGUCUGGCAACACACUUGUCAAGGAUGCCGCCGUCCGCGAGCAAAUAAUCGCUGACGUGGGAGAGGAAUGCAUAUGCCUCGAGAUGGAAGCUGCGGGCCUGAUGAAUCACUUUCCAUGUCUCGUCAUACGCGGCAUUUGCAAUUACGCCGACUCUCACAAAAAUGAUCGUUGGCAGCGCUACGCUUCAGCCACCGCCGCUGCCUUUGCGAAGGAGUUUCUUGCAUAUGUGCCGGCUGCAGAAGUCCGAGAUCCAAGAGAGCGUUUGAAAUUCUUGAGUCUGCUCACGGUCACGCAACAAGCCACACUUGAAGUGGAAGAAGAGGUAGAUUUAAUGGUUUCCAGCAAUCAGCGAGAGAAGAUCCACUACUAGCCUCUGCCUCCUCCCGAUCCAACUACCAACGCCAACCAUGCGAGAAAGCUUUGUCGUGAGUGAACGGGUGACUGGCUUCGAGAAAUCACAGAGUCUAAGAACUGGGUUGCUGGAACAUAUCGACAAUCGUCGCCAGAUUGCCUUGCUGGUUGCGGCCAAACGGUCCUCGGCAGUACGACAUU
Colletotrichum destructivum is the source of this 1406-nucleotide messenger RNA. RefSeq names its product Putative nucleoside phosphorylase domain-containing protein. The transcript is spliced from 2 exons. Gene Ontology annotation, molecular function: catalytic activity. The record is from RefSeq and is a predicted model, not a curated record. NCBI's taxonomy places the organism in Eukaryota, Fungi, Ascomycota, Sordariomycetes, Glomerellales, Glomerellaceae. Gene Ontology annotation, biological process: nucleoside metabolic process. Bases 112 to 1224 code for a protein of 370 amino acids.